This is a messenger RNA of Pimephales promelas (fathead minnow), 3018 nucleotides long. RefSeq lists its product as uncharacterized. NCBI's taxonomy places the organism in Eukaryota, Metazoa, Chordata, Actinopteri, Cypriniformes, Leuciscidae. The record is from RefSeq and is a predicted model, not a curated record.
GUGUAGCCUACCGCGUUGUGUGUGCAAAAUUGUCUUGUCGAAUGGCGACUAAAGGGAAACAGAUUCUGAAAUGUGUUCUGUUUAUUUGUCUUAGCUUUAUUAAAGUUAGUGGUUUUGUGCUAUUUAAUGAGGAAAAGAAACCGUUUUCACUGGGCUCUUUUCACAAGAACGCACGGACAAGUGAGUUAUUGGAACGAGGAGACGAGAAGCCGAAAUCUGGAGAACGGGUCGGGUGUGUUCUCGUUGGGCCAAACCAAGCUCCAAAGUCUAAUGGUGAUGGUUGUGACCGUUUUUCUUCGGAUCUCGGACGAGCCGAUGAGAAUGCAGGUGAUCCAGGCGGAAUGAAGUUGCAACCUCUUUGGGGACAGGUUUAUGGUCUGAACACCCUGUAUACUCCAACAGUAGAAAGGCUACUUGAUAUGAAACCCCAAGUAGAUUGUACUGGAGAUUUGAUGAAACUGACCAUUCAUGGACGAGAGGCUCCUUUUGGAUCCAACUUUCUUAUUGAUCGAGGAAGCAAUCCACCUCUUCCACUGUCACAGUUGCCCUCGGAAUGUGGUCAUAGAUUUCUGAGAACAUGGAGAGACUUUGUUUUCAUUAUACCAAAUGAUGGAUGUUACGUUUCACAUGAGAAAGACACUUUUGUUCUUCCCUUACUUUGGUUUGGAUUGGCUGUGAAAAUGUCUUGUUCCUCACCAACCUCGGCACAGAGAGCUCCAACUGUCUCCUGCUACACAAAUGGCAUGAUUGUGAGGCUGUCUAAAGAAGUCUCUGAGAACCUGAAGAUCAAAGUAUUGAGUGCGUGGGAGCCUCUACUGGAUGCGUCAACUAGAUGUGGAUACAGCUUGGUGUCGGAUGCAGAAAGUGUGGUCAUCUAUGCUCCGUAUAUGCCAUGCACUGAGCCAAAGGAUGGGAUGUUCACUCUUAGCAUGGCAGCAGACAGCGAGUUUAAUCUGUCCUGUCCAGCAUUGUCGAAAAUGAGUUUGCCUGAUCAUGCACCUAAAAAUUAUACAAUGACUUUUACGCCACAGCCUCGAGUUUCAUCUACAGUCCCUCCCCCCACCAUUACUACAACCACCACCACCACCACCACUGAAACCACUCAGCCAAUAAGGGGUCCAAGUUUAACAACCUCCACAAGUUCAACAGUUCAGAAGUUGCCAACUCCUCCUCUUCAUUAUUACAUCCCGGGCCAGCCAAAUUUUAAACCUGUUCCUCCUAUUUACCCUUUUCUACAUUUUCCUCCAAACAGGUCACCAGAGGUUGUUCCCCAAGGUCCCAAAAUUAUGGGUCUCCCAACUGCUAUCACCCAGCAGCCACAAGCACCCUUUUACAUAAGACCUCCUCAAACUUGGUACCCUUGGAUCUUUAAGCCCAGUUCGGGUCUCACCCCUGUCCCCAGUCCAAGUGCAGCUUUGCCAGAUCCAAGAGAACCUUUGUUGCUUCCUACCAAGGCUCCUAAAACCACUCUCGCUCCCCUACUAAAACCCACAAGCAGUCCUCAAGAUGAGUUGGCGUUCACAAUACCUGUUGUCCCACCUGCGGAAUGGGCGCUUAGGUUUCCUCCCAGAAAUUUGCAGUAUCCUGGAAAACCUGGAUUUCCACAAGACCUAAACUGGCCUUAUUCCCAAAACCAACCAGGGCCCUCUAAACCACACAUUCCACCAAAACCAGAGUCUGCACCACCUACACCUGCCCCUACAAGAAAAGCAGGGCCACAGAUCUUCCACAAUCAAUGGGAUAAACCCUUCCCACCACAUUCUCCGGUAAUGCCUCUGGUUCCUAUAAAUGUCCUCCAGAAUAAUACAGUUUCCACCUCUGGGGCUGUUGCUUCCAGAUCAAACACAUCAGUUAAGGAUCCUCCUAUGAGCAUGGACUUUGAUUAUGACCAAAGCCCCGAUCCAACCCCUUCACUCCCCAAAUUUCCUGAAGUUGUUGACACCCCUGCCCCCAUAAAUGCUUGCCUGACUCCAAUUUGUUUGUCACAUUCUUUUCUCUGUCCAUCUUUCUGCUCUGGCCCACCUUCAAUAUCCUUCCACAACCAUCUCUAUUUUGAUCGUCCUCUGUCUAGUUUUGAAAUUUCUAGUCUGACUAAAGCUACAGGCCAAGUGCUGUCAUCUCCUGUUAUAUCUGCAGGUUCAAACCCAUUUCCUCUUGUUCAUGGCAUGGGUUAUAAUAAUGGCCUGCUUUCUUCACACGAUGCAAUUGUACCACCAGCUUCAGAUAUUACAGCAAUGCAAUAUUUGGUAGAGAAUCCCACUGUUAAGGGUAUCCAAGUCCCUCAUACUUCAAAGCUUUUGAUGGGACCUAGUAUGAAUCCUUCCAUUUUUUGGAAGUUGGAGUCACAAACUGGUUAUACAUGGCCUACAGGGGAAUCUGCAAAUGUUACUCCUGUUCUACACCCUUUGGGACCUUCUAAGGUGCCUUCUGGACGCUUACAAAAUGGAGCAGUUACUGAGCCUCUUGUCAAUUCAAACCAAAGCCCAAAACCUCCAGUUUACCAGGCUAAGAGGGAAUGGCGUUUUUCCCCAUGGGGACAGUACAGGCAACCAAAGUUAGUUGCUCCAAAUAAUGCUCCCUUUUUUGAGGAAAUGGACCAAUCUGACAUUUUAAAACCUACAGCUCAUGGCAAAAAUGUGCAUAUGGAUCACUGGUAUCAAGCUACUUAUUCAAAUGCUAAGGUUCCAAAAUCUGACUCUCCCACAAGAGACUCAUUCAACCAGAUGUCAUUACCUCAGCCAUCCGAUAAUCACAAAUCAUUUGAGCCCUCAACCACGCCACCUCAACCAGAGCAAACUAGUGGUGGUAACCUUCCAUUAAUUAACCCUCAGCAGUAUAACUCUCAAAGUAGAAAAUCUCUGCAUCCUGUUUUUAGGGGCACAUAUUGGGUUCCUGCUGUUCAAUCUAACCAGGAUGCGUUACUCUCAGCUGACACUUUAGAUGGGUUAUGAGGCGUUUAUCCACAGUAAACCAAGGACUUGAGACGACGAUAACUAAUAAAACUGUUUAAGUGCCAAA